Molecule: messenger RNA, 9318 nt
Organism: Dipodomys spectabilis (banner-tailed kangaroo rat)
Lineage: Eukaryota; Metazoa; Chordata; Mammalia; Rodentia; Heteromyidae
Product: microtubule-associated serine/threonine-protein kinase 4-like
Exons: 26
Coding region: 307-7524 (2405 amino acids)
Biological process (GO): peptidyl-serine phosphorylation; intracellular signal transduction
Molecular function (GO): protein serine/threonine kinase activity; protein binding; magnesium ion binding
Source: RefSeq, a predicted model, not a curated record
UCUUGUAAUUACAGUUUAUAGCCGGCCAAGGCUCACUAGGAGAGGGCAAACCCAAGAGGAAAUAAGUUUCCUGAACCUUUGAGCGAUGGCUGUGCAUUAAUUAAAGGCUAGAAUGGGACGGGUAAUUCUCAGACAUGCUGCAAGUUGUUCUUGAGAUCAGAGUUCACAUCACGUUUUUCUUUGGAGGGAGUGAGUAGAUAAUUGGGAUUAUUAUUAUUAUUUUUCUUCUUCUUCUAUUUCUUUGAUCCUUCUUCUUCGUCUUGGUCUCAUGGCCUUGAACCCGCAGUGAAUUGAAGAGAGAAAGAAAUGGAUAUGUCUGACCCCAAUUUUUGGACUGUGCUCUCAAACUUUACGCUGCCUCACUUGAGGAGUGGAAACAGGCUUCGGCGAACACAAAGUUGCCGAACAAGUAACCGGAAAAGCUUGAUAGGCAAUGGCCAGUCACCAGCAUUGCCUCGACCACACUCACCUCUCUCUGCUCAUGCAGGAAAUAGCCCUCAAGAUAGCCCAAGAAAUUUCUCCCCCAGUGCCUCAGCCCAUUUUUCAUUUGCACGGAGGACUGAUGGACGCCGCUGGUCGUUGGCUUCCCUACCCUCCUCUGGUUAUGGGACAAACACACCCAGCUCUACUGUCUCUUCAUCCUGUUCUUCUCAGGAGAAGUUGCAUCAGUUGCCAUACCAACCAACACCAGAUGAAUUACACUUCUUGUCAAAACAUUUUUGUACCACAGAAAGCAUUGCCACUGAGAACAGAUGCAGAAACACGCCGAUGCGUCCCCGUUCCCGAAGUCUCAGCCCUGGACGUUCCCCUGCCUGCUGUGACCAUGAAAUAAUUAUGAUGAACCAUGUCUACAAAGAAAGGUUCCCAAAGGCUACUGCUCAAAUGGAAGAGCGUCUGAAGGAAAUUAUCACUAGCUACUCCCCUGACAACGUUCUUCCCUUAGCAGAUGGAGUGCUUAGCUUCACUCACCAUCAGAUUAUUGAACUGGCUCGAGAUUGUUUGGAUAAAUCUCACCAGGGUCUUAUCACCUCACGGUACUUCCUUGAAUUGCAGCACAAAUUAGACAAGUUGCUACAGGAGGCCCACGAUCGCUCUGAAAGCGGAGAAUUGGCAUUUAUUAAACAGCUAGUCCGAAAGAUCCUAAUUGUUAUUGCCCGCCCUGCUCGUUUAUUGGAGUGCCUGGAAUUUGAUCCUGAAGAAUUUUACUACCUAUUGGAAGCAGCAGAAGGCCAUGCAAAAGAAGGUCAGGGCAUCAAAACUGACAUUCCCAGGUACAUCAUCAGUCAGCUGGGGCUCAAUAAGGACCCUUUGGAAGAAAUGGCUCAGUUGGGAAACUAUGAUAGUGGUACAGCAGAAACACCAGAGACGGAUGAAUCAGUGAGUAGUUCGAAUACUUCCCUGAAACUUCGAAGGAAACCUCGAGAAAGUGAUUUUGAAACAAUUAAAUUGAUUAGCAAUGGAGCCUAUGGGGCAGUCUACUUUGUCCGGCAUAAGGAAUCUCGGCAGAGAUUUGCCAUGAAGAAGAUUAAUAAACAGAACCUCAUCCUUCGAAACCAGAUCCAGCAGGCCUUUGUGGAACGAGACAUCCUGACUUUUGCAGAAAACCCCUUUGUGGUCAGCAUGUAUUGCUCCUUUGAAACAAGGCGCCAUUUGUGCAUGGUCAUGGAAUACGUAGAAGGGGGAGACUGUGCUACUUUAAUGAAAAACAUGGGUCCUCUUCCAGUUGAUAUGGCCAGGAUGUACUUUGCUGAGACAGUCUUGGCCUUGGAAUAUCUGCAUAACUAUGGAAUUGUACAUAGGGAUUUGAAACCAGACAACUUGUUGGUUACCUCCAUGGGGCACAUCAAGCUGACAGAUUUUGGCUUGUCUAAGGUGGGACUGAUGAGCAUGACUACCAAUCUUUAUGAGGGUCAUAUUGAGAAGGAUGCGCGAGAGUUCCUGGAUAAACAGGUUUGUGGCACACCUGAAUAUAUUGCUCCAGAAGUAAUCCUGAGACAAGGCUAUGGGAAGCCAGUGGACUGGUGGGCCAUGGGAAUUAUUCUCUAUGAAUUUCUAGUUGGAUGCGUACCAUUCUUUGGGGACACCCCCGAAGAGCUAUUUGGACAAGUCAUCAGUGAUGAAAUCAAUUGGCCUGAAAAGGAUGAGGCCCCACCACCGGAUGCCCAGGAUCUGAUUACUUUGCUGCUCAGGCAGAAUCCCCUGGAGAGGCUGGGAACAGGUGGAGCUUAUGAAGUCAAGCAGCAUCGCUUCUUCCGCUCUUUAGACUGGAACAGUUUGCUGAGACAGAAGGCAGAAUUCAUUCCCCAACUGGAAUCCGAGGAUGACACGAGUUAUUUUGAUACUCGAUCAGAGAAAUACCAUCACAUGGAAACGGAGGAAGAAGAUGACACAAAUGAUGAAGAUUUCACCGUGGAAAUACGGCAGUUCUCCUCCUGUUCACACAGGUUCUCAAAAGUUUUCAGCAGUAUAGAUCGAAUAACUCAGAAUUCAGGAGAAGAGAAAGACGACUCUGGGGACAAAGCCAAAAGCACACCUUUGCCAUCCACGGAAACAUUAAGCUGGAGUUCGGAGUAUUCUGAAGUGCAACAGUUAUCAGCCUCCAACUCUUCAGAUACUGAUAGCAGCAGACAUAAACUCAGCUCCGGCCUACUUCCCAAACUGGCUAUUUCAACAGAGGGAGAGCAAGAUCAAGCCACCCCCUGCCUUGGAGACCCCCGUGAGGAGCCUGAAAAGCCAGUUCUUCCUCCCGAAGAAUGUGCCCAAGAGGAGGCUGAGGUCACCACCCCAGCCAGCACUAUCAGCAGCUCCACCCUGUCAGUUGGCAGUUUUUCAGAGCACUUGGAUCAGAUAAAUGGACGGAGCGAGUGUGUGGACAGUACAGAUAAUUCCUCCAAGCCCUCCAGUGAAUCCGCUUCUCACAUGGCUCGACAGCGAUUAGAAAGCACAGAGAGAAAGAAAAUCUCGGGGAAAGUCACAAAGUCCCUUUCUGCCAGUGCUCUGUCCCUCAUGAUCCCAGGAGAUAUGUUUGCUGUUUCUCCUCUGGGCAGUCCAAUGUCUCCCCACUCCUUGUCCUCGGACCCCUCAUCUUCGAGAGAUUCCUCGCCCAGCCGAGAUUCUUCAGCAGCUUCUGCAAGUCCCCAUCAGCCCAUUGUGAUCCACAGUUCAGGGAAGAACUACGGGUUCGCCAUCAGAGCCAUCCGGGUGUACGUGGGAGACAGCGACAUCUACACAGUGCACCACAUCGUUUGGAAUGUAGAAGAAGGAAGUCCAGCAUGCCAGGCAGGACUGAAGGCUGGGGAUCUGAUCACGCACAUCAACGGAGAGCCCGUGCAUGGACUUGUCCACACGGAAGUUAUAGAGCUCCUAUUAAAGAGCGGAAAUAAGGUGUCAAUCACCACGACCCCAUUUGAAAACACAUCAAUCAAAACAGGACCAGCCAGAAGAAACAGCUAUAAGAGCCGGAUGGUGAGGCGGAGCAAGAAGUCUAAGAAGAAGGAAAGUCUAGAGAGGAGGAGAUCUCUUUUCAAAAAGCUAGCCAAGCAGCCCUCGCCCUUGCUCCACACCAGCCGCAGUUUCUCCUGCUUGAACCGGUCUCUGUCAUCAGGAGAGAGUCUCCCGGGCUCCCCGACACACAGCCUGUCCCCUCGCUCUCCUACCCCUAGCUAUCGCUCCACCCCUGACUUCCCAUCCGGUACGAAUUCCUCCCAGAGCAGCUCCCCAAGUUCUAGCGCUCCCAACUCCCCAGCAGGGUCUGGGCACAUCCGCCCAAGCACUCUCCACGGCCUGGCCCCCAAACUCAGUGGACAGCGGUACCGCUCUGGAAGACGGAAGUCGGCUGGCAGCAUCCCAUUGUCCCCACUGGCCAGGACACCCUCUCCCACCCCCCAGCCCACCUCCCCUCAGCGCUCACCAUCCCCUCUGCUGGGACAUUCACUGGGCAAUGCCAAGAUGGCACAAGCCUUUCCUGGCAAGAUGCACUCUCCUCCCACCAUCGUCAGGCACAUCGUGAGGCCCAAGAGUGCCGAGCCCCCACGCUCCCCGCUGCUCAAGCGGGUGCAGUCUGAGGAGAAACUCUCCCCUUCCUACAGCAGUGACAAGAAGCACCUGUGCUCCCGCAAGCACAGCCUAGAGGUGACCCAGGAGGAAGUGCAGCGGGAACAGUCCCAGCGGGAGAUGACCCUACAGAGCCUGGAGGAAAACGUGUGUGAUGCCCCGUCGCUCAGCCGUGCCCGGCCUGUGGAACAGGGCUGCCUGAAACGCCCCGUGUCCCGGAAGUUGGGCCGGCAGGAAUCUGUGGAUGACCUAGACAGGGACAGACUGAAGGCCAAAGUGGUCGUGAAGAAACCAGAUGGCCUCCCAGAGAAACAAGACCCCCAUCAGAAAGCCCCCAGCCUCAACAGUGAUUCAGAAAGUCAUGCUCUCUUCAGGCUAGAGGAGAGAGAGAAGAAAAGCUACCCCAAACCAUUAGAAAGGGCAGGUCAUUUUGAUAACAAAGCAGUGGAGGCUCCUUCUCUGGGCAGCCUGUUAAAAGAUGCUCUUCACAAGCAGGCCAGCGUGCGGGCCAGCGAGGGGGUGACUCUAGAUGGGACAGUGCCUGGCCACAGCCUGGCCCCCGGGGAGCAUGGUCACGGUACAGGUGACUUUAAACGGGCCUGCACCCCUACCACGCUCCAGGACGGGCUUUGUCACUCCCCUGAGAGGCCCGCCCCUGGGAAAGGGGAGAGCACAGAGAAGACCUCCCAGGCCAAGGAAUUCAUUCGAAAUGACAAGCUAGACGGCAAGCUGGCCAAUAUUGAUUACCUCCGAAAGAAAAUGUCCCUCGACGACAAAGACGAUAACCACUGCUCCAUGCUCAAGCCAAAGAUGACAUCCAAUACCCACGAAUGCCCGGCGGGAAAUCCAGCCCGGCCUGCAAAUGGACAUCAGGAGCCCGAGAGCCGGGCAUAUGUCAGCAGUGCCCAUGUGGCUUCGAUGAGUGGUGUCUCCUUUGUUCCCCUCAAAGCCUUAGCUGGCCGGGGGGAUGGUGGAGCAGAGAAGCCAGGCUUGGCUGCCCCCGAGUCGCCGGUCAGGAAGAGCCCCUCUGAGUAUAAGUUGGAAGGAAGGUCAGUUUCGUGCCUGAAGCCCAUCGAGGGCACACUGGACAUUGCUCUCCUAUCUGGACCUCAUGCUUCUAAGACACAGCUGCCUUCCCCAGAGCCUGCGCAGAGCCCCAGCCCAGGUGACGACAUGAAGCCCUCUGUGCUGCUGGCCCUCGCUAGCAGCAGUGGCAAAAAGGGUGACCCUGCCAGCUUAAAGAUGAACAAGUCCUACCUGCUAGACCCUCGGUUCCUCCCCCCUGCCCGGGGUCUCCAGAACUCACCAGCAGCUCCCUUGCCAGACUCAGACUUAAAACAAACCAGGAAAGUUGCCCAUGCUGCUGCCAGAAGCUCGGUGACAGUUGUGGAGAGUCAGCCCCAGCAGCGAGAGGGGAGUCCCAAACACCAGGACCGGUCCACAGACAUCAAGGUCAUGGCUAGCCCAGGGCAGACCCUGCAAAGCACUGACCCGGCCAGGCCAGGCGUCCCCCUCCCACCCAAAGAGGUCCUCCCAAGAGAGAAGCCAAGCCUGAAAGAGCGGUCUGAAAGGGGGCCAUCCACAGCCCGGAGUGAGCGUGCUAUCAUGAGGGCAGAGGUGCACCGAGAACCCUCGGUGGAGUUGUAUCCUCCAGAGACAGCUAAAGCCAGUGACAAUUCCAAAAAUCUGCCUUCGGGGGGAAGGACCCGCCCAGAUGUCCACCUGCAGACUCAGGCCAUAGAGAAAGCAUGGGGGCCUUGUGCAAAAACAAACUUGAAAGAUGAGGGGAGGGCCCUGGCCAGAGAGGACCCCUCACCCUCAGCUGGGAGCCACUGUGAAAAAGAGGCGAGCAAGGGGAGACACAGCCUGAACCCCAAGCCUGAAGUCCCUCCUGCCCGCUGUGCUCCGGAGCCUCCAGGAACUGAAAAGCUCCCUGCGUUCAUUCCUUUGCAGAAACAGAGUCCCAAGGAGCUAGAGAGGAAGGAACAGCCUCUUCAAAGGGUGAUCAGUAGUGGCCCUCAACUUGUCCUGACCACCAAAGAGCUGCCCAGCCCGGCCGCGUGGCAGCACUGCAAUAGUCCAGUCCCUGCUUCCGCCAGGGAACCUGGAACCAAGCCCACUCCUGUAGAACCCGGUCCCUGCCUCCAGGACUCCUCCAGGCCUGCUGCUCUGCACACUGACAGCAGCAGCCACAAGCCCCGGCCUGGCCUUGACCCCAGCGCCCCCAAGCCCAAGCACCCAGACAGGCCCCUUUCAUCCCAGAAGCCAAGCAUUGGGGCUACAAAGGGCAAAGAGCCUGCCACACAACCCCUGGGUGGCUCCAGCAGAGAGGAGAAAAGCACUAGCAAGUGUGUGGAUGUGUUUCUUGUUGUCCCAGCCACCCAGAGCAAAGCCAGUGAUGCGGUGGGCCAUGGAAAAGGGGGUCCUUCCAGCCCACUGCACGCUGAAGAGGGUCCUCCUGAGGCCAAGCUGAAAGCCACCAUUGGUGGACGGCCACUGGAUACACAAGAGAAGCCAGUGCAUUUGCCAAUGCAAGGACACCUAGAGUUCGGCGAGGCCGUAGACCAGAAACUUCCCGCUGCCAGUGAAAAGCAAAGCUUGUCUCCAAAGCACCCCAAACCAUCCACUGUGAAAGACUGCCCUCCUCUGUGCAGACAGACAGAAAGAAGCCCCAAUCAGCAGGUCACCCCCACAGAUAGGAAGCCAGAAGGCAAGAAAUGCACAGAAGCACUUUAUGUUCCAGCAGCUGACAACAAGCUCGAAGCCAGCCUUUCCCACGGGCACGGUGACACACGGGCUAAAGGCUCAGAGAGGCCAGUCAUGGGCAUGGGGAAGGGCUUCCCAGAGGCCAAGGGGAAAACGCCUGCUUCUCAGAAGCCACCGGCUGAGGCUAGUAAGUCUAGUAGCAUGAAACGCUCAACUUCGGUCACUGGACAAAGUAGCCUCCGCCCCGCCACCCUCCCAGAGAAGACUCUGAGCUUCUCCUCCAGUUUCCCUGAGAACCGGCCAGGCACGUCAGAAUCCACCACACUCAGCACUGACCCCUCUCCUGCCAAGACCAAAGGGGUCACUCCUGAGACCGCAGGCCCUAGCCACAGAGACCACCGGAAGUCUCAGUCUGAGGAGGACGGAAAAACCCAGAUGACCAAGAGUGACUCUUUGCCAACUUUCCGCCUCUCUGGCACUGCCCAAGAGUCUCACCACGCUGACCCACAUGUGCCAGGUGGACCUGGCCAUCGGCACAGGGCACUGUCAGUAACUGCCACCAUGGGAGAAGCCAAAGGGAGAGAGCCUGCCUCUGCCCAGCCUCCCCUGGCCAGGAAACAGAACACAGGCAGGGAGGUGACCAAGGCGCCCCCAGCCCCCAGCUCAGACCGCCCUCUCACCCUUUCCUCUGAGAAGGACUUUGUAGUGCGGCAGAGGCGAGGCAAAGAGAGUUUGCGUAGCAGCCCUCACAAAAAAGCCUCCUAACAGGACAGGGCUCUGGGGACCCAGCCCGAACCUGGAAUUGAGUCUUGACCACCAAUGAAAACCAGCACUGUGUGGGGAUGUCCGCCAGGCAGAGCUUGGAGCCUCACGAAGCGGGAAGUGGAGGAUAGAGACAGAAAGAGGAAACCUCCUUCCAGAUGCCUUCCCAGGAGUAACCGGCGAAGCUUACCAGCUAGUGUUUGUAAGAAGCGAGAUAGUAUCCAGCACAGGUUGGUGAGGAGAGAGAGAUUGUCUCUGUAAAUACCUAGCGAUGUGUUUGGUUUGGGAUGUAGAGUCUAUACCUUGCUGCUGUAAUCGCAUCAUCGCCUACAACUUUUCUGAAUUAAGAUCUUUACCGCUAUCAUGUCGUAGUAAUGAAGUAUAAUGGUCAAAACUGGGUGUGUGUAAAACUAUAGAGACAUCCAUAUUCAUACAUGUACACAUUCACCUACAUGUUUUGGUCUGUGGUUUAAGACUAUUUCAAGGCUGUUUUUAUAAGUAGAGUUCAAGAUGAAAGAAAACCCUAAACACAGUAGAUUGUGAGUUUUUCAUGUGUAUUUUAAAGCAGAGUUUCUGAUAGUACUGUAUCUGGCUACCUAUUUCCAGAUCUAAAGCAAGAACUGCUCUGACUGCUGUAUUUGCAUUCCUCCAUUAAAAAUGGCCAGGGCAAAUGGAGCUAGCCAUUUACUUCACAGUCACCAUAGUGGGUAUUCUGGUCUUUGGGGCCAACUGUCCAAAGGGUCAGUUGUCUUUGUCUCUGAAUUCCAUGUUUGGUCUUCACAUGAGGACGAGCAGGGACUAAACACACAUCAGCUUUAUUUCUGUUCUUUCUUUCUCUUCUUUUCAAGCUCUUACACUCAGGCCUCUCUGCUGUGAGUGGCAAGUCCAACCACGUUUUGUGGUUCUGCACUAGCCCUGUUCUGGAAUAAAAAUUGCUGGCUGCACACAACUCUGCUAGUACUUAGGUCAAGUGAUAUAAGCAUCAGGCAUUGGAAGAGGUUUUAAAUUUGCUUUUUUUUUUUUUGAGGAAAAGAAAUGGGGGGAGGUGGAUUUGGGCAUCAUAGCAUAUAUACUAAAGAAUAAUCAGGACAUCAGAUACAUUUUAAACAUAGCUGGGGCCUUAUGUUGUAGGUGAAACCUGCUGUUUUGAGCAAGUUUCCUGGGUUUCACAUUCGUUUCUGAUGCAUCGAGUAGCUCCAUACAGUUCAUAACACGAUCUCUUUAUUUGUAUGCAAAGAAAAAAAUUCUGUACUAAUAAAGAGCAGCAUUUUUGUAACAAAGACUUAAUGGAGCUAUUUGGUGCUUGAAUGUGACCAUCCUUUUUUACUUUUUGCUAAGCCUUAUUUAAAUUUUGUAUACCAUGAAAUGUGUAGAAUUUGUCAAACCAUUUUUAGUGCUGAGGGGUUUUUGAUUUUUUUGUUGUUGUUGUCGUUGCAGUUUGGGGGGUGGCUUGUUUUGAAUUGUAAGAUGGCACUUGCUGACAUAAGUACUAAGGCACUAAGAGACAAUGCAGAUAAGUAUUUAUUAGAUGUUUGGGAUCCUGGACAGGACUUUGGUUUUAUAAGAGGAAAAAAAUGACCAAUAAAUAACCAAUCUAGCACCAACUCCCCUCUCCCCUUGGUGAUGUCUUAGUAUCUUUGUGCUAUAAAGUUGUUUAUGUAAGCACAGCAUCAUCGUACAGCCCUGUGGAUUAUAAAUCGUUUGGCAAGGCUGUAAAGACAUUACUGACUUUGCAGUUGUCCUUCCUUGUAAAGUAAGUUGGCAAUGGCAAAAAAAAAUAAUAAUAAUAAAGAAAAA